AUGGUGAUCAAUGCAUUGGCACCAAACGGCGGCACCGGCGAAUUCAGCUACUCCAAAAAUUCUUACUUUCAGAAAGAAAGUUUAGGCGUUGAAGAGAGUAAGAUCGAAGAAGAAAUUGAGAAGAAGCUGGAUGUGAAAGCACUAGCUUCAGCUUCGAACAUGACUAUUCGCAUAGCGGAUUUUGGGUGUGCGACUGGUCCAAACACCUUGGUGAAUGCACACAAGGUGCUUGAAGCAAUGAAAGAGAAGUACAAAAGGCAAUGUCCAAACACGGAAGCAAAACCAGAAUAUCACGUCUUCUUCAAUGAUCUACCAUCGAACGAUUUCAACACCUUUUUCACCUCUUUGCCUGAAGAUAGAAGCUGCUUUGCAUGUGGGGUUCCUGGUUCUUUCUACAAUCGUUUGUUUCCCCAUUCGUGUAUUCAUUUUGCAUGCAGCAGUUUAGCCCUCCAUUUUCUUUCAAAGUCACCAGAAGUGUUGCAGGAAAAGAAGAGUCCUGCAUGGAACAAAGGUAGAAUUCACCACACAGGUGCUUCCAAGGAAGUGGUUGAUGCAUAUGCAAAUCAAUUUGCCGAGGAUGUUGGAAAAUUCUUGGAUGCUAGGGCUAUGGAGUUGGUCCCUGGUGGCAUGUUGGUCAUAGUCAUGCCUGGUGUUCCCCAUGGCAUGCCUUAUUCUGAUGUCAUAAAUGGCAUGCUCUUUGAUUGCAUGGGAUCUAUCCUCAUCGACCUCUCAAAGGAGGGGGUGUUUGAUGAAUCUAAAAUUGAUUCCUUCAACUUUCCUUACUAUGCCUCAAGUCCAGAGGAGAUGAGAAAGGUGGUAGAGAGAAAUGGAAGAUUCAACAUUGAAAGAAUGGAGUUAACAAAUCCAGUACCGUGGUUAAAGAACAUAGAAAAAGUAAUACCUGAUUGGAUAAUUCAUGUGAGGGUUGUAAUGGAAGCAAUUUUCAGCAGACACUUUGGAAAUGAAGUCACCCAUCAAAUGUUCCAACGUUUAACCAAACACUUGUUAGACAAAGUUGGAAUAUUGGAAACAAAAUACAGAGACAAAAUUCAACUUCUUGCUGUAUUACAGAAAAAGGAAUAA
Vigna radiata var. radiata (mung bean) is the source of this 1083-nucleotide messenger RNA. RefSeq names its product farnesoic acid carboxyl-O-methyltransferase-like. The transcript has 3 exons. Gene Ontology annotation, molecular function: S-adenosylmethionine-dependent methyltransferase activity. Gene Ontology annotation, biological process: methylation. The coding region runs from base 1 to 1083 and encodes 360 amino acids. The record is from RefSeq and is a predicted model, not a curated record. Lineage: Eukaryota; Viridiplantae; Streptophyta; Magnoliopsida; Fabales; Fabaceae.